UCAUUCCCUUCCAUCCCAUCUCUCUCUCUCUAUAAACCAACUCUCUCAACCAUUCAGCUUCAAAACAAGCACAACAUCACACCGUGGUUGAAGCUCCAAAGCAAGAACGAAUGGGUUCUCUCAUGGCUGGUUGGUCGUCCCACGUCUUGGACUCAGAGAAAGUUCUUCUGAAGAGAAACAAGUCGCUGACCAGAGAGGAGAUCGAUAGCUUCCGCAGAGCGCAGAAGCCGAGCAGAGAAGAGGAAGAAGACUUCACCUCCGACGCCGCUUUGACUCCCCAAACGUCUCCUCAGGAGAAGGAUCGAGCGAGAGCAAAGCGGACUUUCAUGGGUUUCCCUGAUGAUGCAUCGGACGUGGACAAGGCUGCCAAGACGGGUGACUGGUGGACGAGGAGCAACUGGGCGUUUCUGAACGAGCCGCCGCGGGACGAGUUGAGCGACUCGGCUCACAAGUACACGGCGCAGUUCCACGUCGCUCACCUCGCCGUCAACGAAUCUACUUAGAGAUCGUAUUUUGGUGGUCGCCUAAUUAUAGCCUGAUCUAUGUGCCAUGUCUGUCGUUUGUGCGUGCAGUGUAUGAGAAUGUACUGUUGGGUUAACUGUUGUAAAUUUAGCAUGUAUGAGAAUGUUAAUUAAGAGCUAGACAUUUUGGUGGUGUGCCUUCGGAAUUA
Zingiber officinale is the source of this 670-nucleotide messenger RNA. RefSeq lists its product as uncharacterized. NCBI's taxonomy places the organism in Eukaryota, Viridiplantae, Streptophyta, Magnoliopsida, Zingiberales, Zingiberaceae. The coding region runs from base 111 to 503 and encodes 130 amino acids. The record is from RefSeq and is a predicted model, not a curated record. The transcript is spliced from 4 exons.